Neoarthrinium moseri is the source of this 2337-nucleotide messenger RNA. RefSeq lists its product as uncharacterized. The record is from RefSeq and is a predicted model, not a curated record. NCBI's taxonomy places the organism in Eukaryota, Fungi, Ascomycota, Sordariomycetes, Amphisphaeriales, Apiosporaceae. The transcript has a single exon. The coding region runs from base 1 to 2337 and encodes 778 amino acids.
AUGACUAGAACCAUCCCCGAGACCAACAUCUGCGGGUUUUGCGCCAGCCUUGAUCUCCCCAAUGCAUUCCUGGCGGCAGAUACCCAUCUUCAGAAGAGGCUCCGGUACCCUUCACUAAACCCACAAUUCGAGACCCCGCAGUCAUGGCAGCAAGAGAUCCUAAAGCGAACAGCAACGCAGGAAAUUGUCGGGCUUAAUAAAGACCCGGGUUUCUCGUCCAAUCUCUCGGAGUCGAAUAAUUGUACCCUCUGCCGAUUUUUCAGCAGUAUAUUCGACGACCGCCCGUCCAAACAUCUUGUCCUCACUGCGUGCUCUUCGCUUCAGCUGACACACUGGAUCAACCCCAAAAGCUUCUUCGGCCACGGAACAUUGUUGAUCGAUCAAGAGGCGGUCGUUGACAACAGUUUCAUCACCAUUCCAGGACCCAAUGCUUCCCGUGACUUCUCCUCGGGAGGCUUUACUAUAAGCGGAGCCAUCUUCCGCACGUCGAAGUUGGGUCACCCUUUGAGAACUGAAGGCGGCAUUUGGGGUAGAAUAGUCCCACCGUUGGUGGAUUUCUCUGUUCCGAGGACAUGGCUAGAUUUCUGUUGCGCCCAUCACACCAAACAUUGCCGGCGACCAGCACAGGACCAUCAGAUCAAUGGCUUCAGGCUGAUUAAUUGCUAUGCUGAUCCGCCCACCAUAGAGUCCUACGUCACCAGCAAACGUUAUGCCGCUCUCAGCUAUGUGUGGAGUUUCAGCCCCGAGUCUGAGCAUGGGAUUACCGACAUCAUCUUGGACGCCAUCGAGGCCACAAAGGGACUCGGCCUUCAAUACCUAUGGGUCGACCGGCUUUGUAUCGACCAAGCUAAUGAAAGAGAGAAACUACACCAGAUUUCGAAUAUGGAUCGGAUAUAUCAACAGGCAGAAGUCACACUUGUGGCUGCUGGAGAGCGAUACGAUGGGCUGCCGGGUGUUGCACGAAACCCAACGAGAAAUCCCGCGUACGAACGACGCAGUCAGAAAUGGGUGAGGGUGGGAACUACGGAAUUGACUGCUUCCCUUCCCGAUCCAAUUGGUGUUAUCAAUGGGUCGACGUGGAACCGCCGUGGAUGGACGUUCCAGGAAGGUUGGCUGUCCAGAAGACUGUUAUUCUUCACAACUGACCAGCUCUUCUGGAACUGCCAAGGAAUGACUGAUCGAGAGAGCAUGAAAAUUGACACAUCCUUGUCUCACCUCCCGGACAAGUCUUCCGAGGGAGAUUGGAUGAAUCCGGGGUUAUUCCGGAAUCGCGUGGUGGAAGUCAACGCCCUUGAACAUUCAUCGGUGGUUCCUACAAUAUCACAUCUCCAGCAAAUCCGGCAGGACAUCAGUACGUUCACGAGGCGCGACCUGACGCACGAUUCAGAUUCCUUACUGGCAUUCAAAGGAAUCAUACAGGCCCACAAGAGCAGGGCCCCAGGGAUUGUUGACUUUGUCCUUGGCCUUCCCGUAUUUAGCGGGACUCUUGAGUUUGAUAGCGGCAAAUCAGCCUUUGUAUUGUCCAUGUGCGACUGGGUUCAUGUUGAAUCUCCAUCAUCGGAGGUCAUCUUCAAACGCCGUCGACACCUUCCCUCGUGGACGUGGGCUGGCUGGCACGGUGCCCUCUCUGUGGAGAAUUCAUACACGACCAGUAUUGCCUCGCUGAAGCGCACCAAGGGCUGGUUCAGCCUCGGCGACUACACACCAGAGAUCGCCAUCUGUCUCGGGGCAGACCGAGAGCUUUCGAACACUUCAGAUGACAGACACCCAGAGCUGGGUUCUCUAGGUGUGGAAGACCUGUUUGGAAAUAAGCCACGGCCUCGGGUGGUUGAUGGGGACUUGUGGCUGGAACCGGAGCUGCCCAGACUAGAGCAAGAGGAUUGGAACCAUCCUCUACGAUUCAAACAACCCUACGUGGUUGAUUCUCACAUGAUCAAGAGAUUCCCCGGGGGUAAUAUGCUUCAGAUUGGUCAUCUUAUAUGCAAAUAUCACCUGACAACCACAUCUUUGGCUCCGAGUUCUUCUGGGGAUACCGCCAUUGAAGAAGACCUUCGUAGUGGUUGCUUAAGGGUACUACUGCUUUGGGCACAUCGAGACACGGGCACAGUCAAGGAAGUUUCCCAAGGUUUACUACCGCAGGCAUCAAUGUUGAUCAUCAAUCGUGUUUCUCAGGAAUCGCAGAAUCAUACAACGAGCAGCUGCUGGGAACGACUUGGAGUCCUAAGGCCGGUAGGCUGGGCGACAGAAUUAAGUUUCACCGAGAGUCGUGUAAAUUUCGAAACUUUCAUCGAAAGCGCUGGCUUUGCAAUGUCGGAAUCGGAUCUUCUCUUAUAUUAA